Messenger RNA from Chrysoperla carnea, 408 nucleotides. RefSeq names its product larval cuticle protein 65Ag1-like. The record is from RefSeq and is a predicted model, not a curated record. The transcript is spliced from 2 exons. The coding region runs from base 18 to 338 and encodes 106 amino acids. NCBI's taxonomy places the organism in Eukaryota, Metazoa, Arthropoda, Insecta, Neuroptera, Chrysopidae.
ACAAACAAAAACCAAAAAUGAAAUUCGUCAUUGUUUUCGCAGCCCUCUUCGCUGUUGCUCUUGCAAAACCAUUAGACGACAAAGAUGUCGAAGUUAAGGCUUACACAAACGAUAACAUUGGAACCGGUGAAUACACCUACAACGUUGUAUUAUCAGAUGGACAAUCACGAUCAGAAAGUGCCUCAUUAGCUCAACUUGACAAAGAUGAAACCGCAAUCCGAGUAAGUGGUGAAUUCAGAUACUUAUGGGAAGGUGUAGAAUACUUAGUCAAAUACUACGCUGACGAAACUGGAUUCCAUGCUGAAGGGGCUCAUUUACCAAAAGCUCCAUCAGCUUAAGUUAAUUUUAAUUGAUUAUAUGUAUCAACCCCCGCCAAAUAGCCUAGCACGACUUUAAUAUGAAGACAAA